Messenger RNA from Penicillium macrosclerotiorum, 747 nucleotides. RefSeq names its product FAM210 family protein. The record is from RefSeq and is a predicted model, not a curated record. The transcript has 2 exons. Gene Ontology annotation, cellular component: mitochondrion. NCBI's taxonomy places the organism in Eukaryota, Fungi, Ascomycota, Eurotiomycetes, Eurotiales, Aspergillaceae. The coding region runs from base 1 to 747 and encodes 248 amino acids.
AUGUCUCUACAGCCAUUGCUUCUCUCGCGUUGGCUCGCCCGGCCAGUCGAACUCCUGCAAAGAACCUCAACCCUGAGCCGAAGUGUCCCGUCGGCACAGCCGUUCGCCCUCCUGCGCCGCCAGCCCUUUCUUCGCAUCCAGGCUGCUAGCCAGACGGCAACACAGCGAUCUAUGACCACCACAGCCCGUUAUAUGAGUAGGAUCACACCACAAUCUCGACCGGGUCUCUCUUCAAUCCGCCUGCCGAAACGACCAUUCAACCGCCGCUUUAACUCGGGGUCUGCAAAACCCGGAGCAGAGGCUGAAAAGGAAGGCAACUCGCUUUCCGCGCGAUUGCGCAAGCUAUCCCGUGAAUAUGGAUGGGCGGCUCUAGGCGUAUAUCUCGGUCUCUCGGCCUUGGAUUUUCCGUUCUGCUUCGUCGCUGUGCGGUUACUGGGCGUGGAUCGUAUCGGGCACUUCGAGCAUGUCGUGGUGGGAUACGUGAAGAGCGCAUUCCCAUCUGUAUGGCCCCAGAAAGAUAAUCAACCGGAGAGCGAGGGAGAGGAAACGCCGGGUUCGCUGGUUCGUGCGGAGGAAGCCAACCAAGCGGAAGCCAGUAUCUGGACCCAGCUCGCUUUGGCCUAUGCGAUCCACAAGAGUUUUAUUUUCAUCCGAGUUCCAUUGACGGCUGCCGUGACGCCGAAGGUGGUGAAGGUGCUGCGACGUUGGGGUUGGGACAUUGGAAAGCGUAAGCCGAAGAGUGCUUGA